Molecule: messenger RNA, 2486 nt
Organism: Chara braunii
Lineage: Eukaryota; Viridiplantae; Streptophyta; Charophyceae; Charales; Characeae
Source: the annotation of a GenBank genome assembly
GUGAGCAAGCAGGACAGAUCCAACUCGGAGGCGGAGGAGGAGGAGCCAGACCAGACGAGGACGAGGCGCCGCUCAGGCGCAGCAGGAGAGAAGGAGAAGUAGACUAGUAGUCAAAAGUUAUCAGCCUCUGCUCGAGUAAUGGCGUCGGUGCACGGGAGUCGCAAUCCUCUUCGUUUCUUCAACUGGUUUCGUUCAAGGAAAGAUGACUGUCUUCCUGGCCGAGGCACACGAUACGACGCCGGUGCUGGAGGCGACAUCAAAGGAAACGUGUAUUAUGAUGUCAAGGUGGGUGAUACAUUAGAAAGCAUAGCAAGGCAAUUCGACAUUGACAGUCGGUUCUUGGUAGAGGCAAACGACAUUCUGAACCCUAAGAACAUUUCGCCAGGUCAAGUCCUCUGGAUUCCGAAAAUAUACGUAGUGAAGAAGGGGGACACGUUGUUGGACAUCGCGACCUUGUUCGGUGUCCCGAUGGCCAGGCUGCAGGAGGUCAAUGGGAUCGAGGAUCCCGAUUUCAUCUUCGAGGGUGACGCCUUGGUAAUUCCCCCUACUCCAGCCAAGUGAAGGGGGGUAGGGUAGGGUCGGGUAGGGUGAGGUAGGGCGGAGUUUGCAAGAACCUGCUCCAACUUGCAGGCCAGAUUCAAGGAGUGUGUGAUACCUGUCGUCGUUCUCCUGCUGCCAGUGUCUAGAAGCAGAAGAGAGGCAGAAGAAGAGAAGAGAACGCAGAAAAGGAAGUCGCUUAGAAGAAGAGAAGACAGUGUGUGACUUGAACUCACUUCGAAGUCUUUUUCAAGACAGGGUCAGGAGGAGGAUGAGAAACUUCCCCUCGUUCUCAUGGUGUGCAUCAGGAGAGUGGUUGAAAAACUUAUCCUCCUCCUCAUGGUGUGCACCAGGAAAGAAGGCGACACAGAAGACGAGAAUACGACGCCGAAGGAGACUCGAUUCUCAAUUUCUCAUGCUGUUUAGAAGAAAAAAGAAGAUGACACAGAGAUAAGAAGAAGAUGCAGAAGAAGAGACGACGAGGAAGACGAAGAGAAGACGACGAAGAAUAGGAAUUGCUGCUGACCGUGGUGAAUCUGGUGAUGGUAUCAGUCUUUUUCAUUUGCUCACGACAAUGACGAUGACGACAGCGAAGACGAAGAGAUGGAGAUGAAGACGAAAAAGAAGUAGAAGACGUAGGAGAAGCGGUAGAAGAAGAGGGAGGAGAAGAUUGGAAAGAUGGAGAUGAAAUAGAAUAAGAAGGAAGGAAGUUCAAGGUAAUCGAAGCUGAUACUGUUGUGACGGGCGAUAGUAUAGAUGUUGUCGUUGCAGUUUGUGUUUUUUUCAUGUUCAUGCUGUGUGUUCUGUUUUCGGUUCUUACGUUGCCUUGUACUGUUAAGUAGUAGGGAGUACUACUAGGGACGACGGCAUGGAACACGUAAUGAGUGUGUGUUGGAAGGCUGCGCCCUUUCUGAAAUUAAUAAUGUUCUCCCCAUCUUUCAUGGGCGGCAAAUCUCGGCAGUCUAGCGAAAGCUGGGCUCUGGUAUAGUCGCUUUAUUGUUUAGUAUAGUAACUGUCUUUUUCUUCUUUUUUUUUUCGAUAUAGUAAAAAAAGUUGUCCUAUCGAUGAAUCGAAUGGAUAUGUCUAUUGUUUAGUAUAGUUCCUUUUUUUUUUGGUGAUAUAGUAAAGCUCUCCUGUCGAUGAAUAGAAUUGACAUGUCUAUUGUUUAGUAUAGUAACUGUCUUCUUCCUUUUUUUUGGGGUGACAAGUAAAAGCUCUCUUAUAGAUGAAUAGACUGGACUUGCUUUUGUUUUGUAUAGUAACUGUGUUUUUUCUUUUUCCUUUUUCCUGUUUUUCGUGAUGUAAAGCUAUCCUAUAGAUGAAUAGAAUGGACAAUGUCCUGCGCGAUGAAGGGCACGGACGGAAUAAAGUUUCCGCUCCUUCGGAGUGACGGGGAGGAUAGAAGCGAAUGCUGAGAUGGUUGUGCUCCGACGAAAUUCCUUAUGCAGUAUGCAGAAAUGAAUGAGAGGCGGUGAUGAAGUUACAUGGCUGUGUGAAUUGCUUAGUGAAUUGUCAAUAUUGUCGAUAGUAGUGUGCAUUCCUUUGGGCCUCGUUGCGCUACACUAGACUCUCGUACUUUCUCGAGUGCAUAAGAGCUUAGUCAGACGGCACGAGACGACCCAUCUUAUCCCGAACGUCACACGUGUAUUCGUUCACAACGCAUGUGCGUUAUGUUCGGGGUAAGACGGGUAGAUGGAACUUUCGAGACGUCGAGAGCCUGCAACACUUCUGUGGUAGGCGUGAAGUCCUUAUUGGCAGAGCUACGCACAUGCGAGCGUAGGAUUUUCUUUUUUUUUCUCUUCCUUUUUUUUUUUCCAAUUUUUGCUUGGGGAUUGAAUGAUGAUUGGAGGAUGGAAUCGAUAACGGAAGUUGCGAUUGGUCAAACCAGUUUGUGAGCAUGUUUUUUUUUUCUUCAGUUUGACCAAGAUUAAUAAACCAGCUUUUCGUUU